This is a messenger RNA of Glycine soja, 746 nucleotides long. RefSeq lists its product as uncharacterized. Gene Ontology annotation, biological process: regulation of DNA-templated transcription. Gene Ontology annotation, molecular function: zinc ion binding. NCBI's taxonomy places the organism in Eukaryota, Viridiplantae, Streptophyta, Magnoliopsida, Fabales, Fabaceae. The transcript has 3 exons. Bases 69 to 746 code for a protein of 225 amino acids. The record is from RefSeq and is a predicted model, not a curated record.
GUUACCAAUAGCUUAUGUGUUGAAAAAUUGCCCUUUCCUUAUCAUCAGUUAUAGGAGUCAUCAAGAGUAUGGAUUCUGGAAAGACUAAUGAAGCAUCCAAUUCAAAGCUGGUUCAUGACUUCGACUUGAACAUUGCAUAUGUGGAGGAAUUUGAUCAUGUGAAUGCUGAAAACGAGUUUUCAUCGCCCAUUCUCGUGAAUACUACUCAGCAGGCUUGUAAAAAUAGCAUUGAAAACAUGAACAUAGAGGAUGCAAUUGCAAAUAACCGGGACACAACUAUUCAAGCAAAUUCUGCUGCUAAGGGAGCUACCUCUGAAGAUACGAGGCAAGUUGAACCCAAGUAUAUUGCCUCUGUCUCCUUUACACCAGCAAGAAUCUCUCAAUACCUUCGUCGUCGCCGCCACUAUCGAGGUGCAGAAUCUAAGCAGAGUACUGAUCCAGAUAAACUCUGCACUAAUUUUUAUUGUAAAACAAGAAAAACUCCCAUGUGGCGCAAGGGACCUCUGGGACCAAAGGUAAAUAGUGAACAACUUAAAACACAUAUGCACCUAUCACCUAUAUAUGUAACAUCCUACAUGUAUGUAUCUAUGACCAAACCCGGUUUCUUAUCUACUUUGUGCAAUGCUUGUGGCCUUCAAUACCUUAAGAUGGUGAAGGGUACAGGCAGUGGCCUCCCUGCGGCAGUUUCAGAUGAAGGUGAUGCUUCUGUCCCAGCUGAAACCGUGGAAAGGGAUUCAAAUCUCUAA